GGCAAUGAGUAAAUCAAUUUUUAGAAAUAAAAAGGAAUACAAAAAUUUAAUAAUGCGCCAUCACGAGAGCUAAAAGACUUACAUACAUACAUAUGUAUUUACAUAAAGCACAUACAAAAAAAAUUUGUAUGUACACACAUUAGACUGUGUUAAAUAAAACUAAAAUUUUUUUUUCUUUUGGAGCCAAAUGAAAAUUUCCUUGUCGGUCACAAUUAAAAAAAAAAAACAAAUGUGCCCAAAUGUCAGUUUUAUUGGUGCAUUUUUCAGUUAGCGCGCGAAAAAUUUGAAUUUUCAAUGAAAAAAAUUUUUUCAGCGGCUUUUUAUAAACAAUUAAAUAUAUAAAAUUAAAAACCCAAAUCUUGUAACCCAGUCAAUUCUAGUAAUAAGGUGCAAGUUUGAAGUAGUUAGGACUUAUCGUUGAUUUUUGGCAAUUUUUUUUGUAAAUUUUUUUUUGAUUGAUUUUUUUUACCAUGCUAACUGAAAAACAAAGAUAGAGGGCUGACAUUUUGCACAAUUUUUUUUUGUGAUCGCCCACACAAGUCGCAUAGAUAUGGGACAGAACAAAAAAAAUUUUAUUUGACACUGUCUUAUGUACAUACAUACAUACAGGUGUACACAAAAAUGCAAUAGCAACAAGUGAAUCGAAUAGCAGACAUUUUAUUCCACUCAAAUUCUAAAGCAAGUGUCGAAGCGCAAACAAAAAAAAAAAAAACAAAUAACAAACAAGGUCUUGCGAAUUUCUUGUGCCGGUGUGUUGUUGCUUAUAUCGUAAAUUUAUUUAUUUGUUUUAUUAAUUUAUUGUGACGUCGAAAUAUUUUCGUUGUUAUUGUGCUAUUUCGCCGGCUGUUAUGUGAAAUAACUACGCUAGCUAUUGGCUCACACGCGCAGUCGCUAUAAAUAUGAAAGAGCAACUAUGCAAAUAGAACGCUUGGAAGCUAGCAGCAAAAAGCACUAAGCUUGAAGGAGUGAAAGGACUACAUCAAAAGACAAACACACAACAGUAGUCAAAUAGAUUUGCUGAAAAGUGCUGACAUACAUACAUACAAUAAUACAUAUUUACAUACAUUAAUAUUAGCAAUGAUAACUUGGCAAAAAGUCAAGUCAAGCAGAGAGCUGUGAUUGCAUUUUGAAUGGUUAGAAGAAGGAGCUGAACAAUCGCUGAUCGAUAAUAGAGACACAGAAGUGCAAAUUGCAUGCCAGCAACACGCAAAAUAAAUUUAUUUGAUUUGUUCGUUGAUUUAGUGGUGCAAUUUGAAAUUUGUCGUUGGGAAAAUAUUCGACAGACUGAAAAGCGUAUAUUAACACAGGAAGCUUCCUUUGCACAUUUACCAACUGUAAUUUGUCCCGCUUCAGCUGAAAGCUGUGCUCUACAUUCCUUUAUUUAGUUGAUUUCGCAUAUAAAUAAUUUUUAUCCAACACAAAAAUGGUACAUGCACCAGCGCGCAAAAAUAAAACUACAAAUGGCAAUUGUGAUUUGGUGGAGGAUGUGCUGACGCCGGUGCCACCAGAUGGUGGUUGGGGUUGGAUGGUCGUCUUCGGAUCCUUUAUGAUACAUAUUAUAACGGAUGGUAUGACAUACUCUUUCGGUCUCUUCUAUAAUGAGUUUCUCAGUUACUUUAACGAAGGCAAAGGCUACACAGCUUGGAUAGUGUCCAUCAUGGUGGGCGUUACCUAUGCCUCAGGUCCCAUUUCUUCGUCCUUCGUCAAUCGCUACGGCUGUCGCGCAGUCACCAUAGCCGGUUCCAUAUUUGCCGCCGCCUGCAUCGUUGCCAGCAUAUUUGCACAAAAUGUGCUAACACUCAUUUUCACAAUUGGCAUCGGCACCGGCUUUGGUCUGGGACUCAUUUAUCUGCCAGCCAUUGUAAGUGUGACGACAUGGUUCGAAGCGAAACGUUCGCUAGCCACCGGCAUUGCGGUGUGUGGUUCCGGCUUUGGUACGUUCGUAUUUGCACCGCUCACCGAACAUCUGAUCGGUUCGUUUGGGUGGCGUGGUGCGAUGCUCAUCAUUGGUGGCAUUGUAUUGAAUUGCAUUAUCUUCGGUGCGCUCUUUCGACCAUUGGAACCACCAAAACCAGAAAAAGUGAAGAAAUCCAGCCUUAUUGAUAAUCACACAACGAGUGCAGAGCUGAAACCGUUAAAAUCAGCUGCGGAUGGGGGAGAUCAGUAUUUGCAGUUGCCAGUGGCGCAGGCGCUGUGUCGCUCAAACAGCGUGGGACAUGGUUUCAAUAGCAAUAAUUUGCGACAGUUGCGUCCCUCCUUGGCGCAUUGCCGGAUGCUCUCGCUCGACUUGACAAUGCUGUUAGCGCAAGUAAAAUGUAGUUCGUUCCCAACACCGUCAGACGAUUCCCAUAUAAAUCAAACAGACCAUACUUUCCUGCUAUACGCAAAUAACAACCAGACUGUGAGCAAUGGUGCAAAUGGCAAAACCCCAGACCCGACUAGCGUACAGAGCACCAGCAGCACGGAUAUGGUGCGUCAUCGUAGUCAGCCGCAUUUGGAUCGUCUAGAGCCGCCGCAUGAGAACUGGGGCAGUGGCACAAUGUAUCGGCCGGAUAUCCUAUAUCAGGGUUCUCUACUCAACAUACCGGAGUACACGGCCUCGCGUACCGAUAUUUCCGGCAUGGGUAUAACAAAACGUUAUGGUUCGGUGCGACAUGCCGCACGCGGCAGCCAAAGUCAGGAAGUAAUAAGAUGUUGCGGCUGUAUGACCUGCUCCAAGGAGACUCACGACACCUUUGUCGAAAUGAUGAAUUUCUCGCUGAUAAAGGAUGUCGUCUUCAUUGUAUUUGCGCUCUCGAACUUCUUCACCAGCAUCGGUUUCAAUGUACCUUACAUAUAUAUAGUCUCGCAAGCGGAAACAUUGCAGCUUGGCAGUGAGCAAUCCAGCUACCUGAUUGCCAUAAUUGGUGGGGCCAACACAAUUGGCCGAAUAGUGCUUGGCUAUUUGGCCGACAAGCCAUGGGUAAAUCGUUUGUGGGUUUACAAUGUCUGUUUGACGCUGUGUGGCGUGUCAACCGCUAUGGCACCGCUUUGCACUGGCUUUUAUUCGCUAGCUGGUUAUUGUGCGGCCUUCGGUUUCACCAUCGGCGCUUAUGUCGGCUUGACUUCAGUGAUUCUAGUCGAUCUGCUUGGCUUGGAGAAAUUGACUAACGCUUUUGGUCUGUUGCUGCUCUUCCAGGGUGUAGCCUCAUUUAUUGGACCACCAAUUGGCGGUUGGCUAUAUGAUGUAACCGAUUCGUAUGGUCCCGCCUUCCUCAUGGCCGGCAUUACGAUUGCUAUUAGUGGUAUUAUGCUCUUCGGUAUUCCGCCACUUCAACGACAUAUCGAGGCGAAGACCAAAAAACAACAGCAAGCGACUGCGCAGACGUUAUCGCUAAGUUAGUGUCAUGUCUUGGCAAGAUGUACUGGUACAUAGGCCAAGUGCCGCAACAUUUUCCGCUCCGUCCUCUUGCAGGACUUUUUGAUACAAUUAUGUGUUAAGCGCGUUUAUUUGCCAAUACUUUUUAAUGUUUUAUGUUUUUUUUGCAAUUCUUUUUUAGAUUUACGUAUAUGAAAACUAGCUAGAUAGAUAUGUUUGAGAAAGAAGUGCCUUUAGGGCGCAUCUCAAAAAUAGGGAAUCAAUUUUGCCUUUGAUAUACAUUUGUAUGUAUGUAAACCCACACAUAUGUAUAUUUAUGUACAAGUCUUUGAAAUUAAUCUAGCUUAAUAUAAAUAAAAAAAAUUUAAAUCUAUUGUAGCUACUAUUAUAGAAAAUGAGAGCGUACAGGUCUUAUAUAGUUGUAUGUGAAAUGACAAAUGCAAAAUGACAAAUGAAUCUAAGAAAAAGAAGUUUACCAUAUUACCGUUAGCUGGUCAUCUGAAAUAGUCAUAUCACAAGUUAAAAUAAUGAAAAUAUUUUCUCUUGUCAAUACUUGCCUCUCCUUAAAGUAUAAUUGCUCAGGUAAACUAUGGCACAUAUCGAAUGCUUAAACUCCAUGUACAAUAAUUGUUAAGGGUAUUCACGAUUUCCUGUUAUGUCGAUACAAAAUCAGCUGAGAAAUUUUUUUUUAUUGUAUGCAUGUAUGUAGUUGUACUGAGUCUCAAAUUCAUUUUAAUAGGUGUACAAGUAAGUUUAAAAGGAACUUUUUUUUUGAUUUUUAAACUCAGUUCUCAAGAA
This is a messenger RNA of Rhagoletis zephyria (snowberry fruit fly), 4156 nucleotides long. Its product is annotated as monocarboxylate transporter 12-B-like. NCBI's taxonomy places the organism in Eukaryota, Metazoa, Arthropoda, Insecta, Diptera, Tephritidae. The record is from RefSeq and is a predicted model, not a curated record. Gene Ontology annotation, molecular function: monocarboxylic acid transmembrane transporter activity. Gene Ontology annotation, biological process: monocarboxylic acid transport; transmembrane transport.